AAACACGAUAACAAAAGGUGUCUCAUUUCAUUAUUAUUCAAUCAAACAAAACUCUAUUUAAAUAUGUUGCGCUUAAGUAAUGAAGACUGGGAGCGAAAGAAGUGGUAUUUGGCAAGAAAGUAUUUUGAGGAGGAACCAAGGUUAUCUCCCAUACCAGAAUCGCGAGAGCGACGCAGCAGUACUGACUCGAAUGAAUAUUUACCAGAGCUAAAUAUUGAAGUGGUACCUAAAAGAAAAGAUGUCGAUGACCCAGAAGAGACUUAUCAGGAGUUAGAGAAAAAAAUGAAGGAAAUUAUAUCGGCAGAUCGAAGAGGGUGUGAUGCCCCGAAAUCUGAUACUAUUGACAAAGAAUCAGUGGAAUUAAAUGCAAUAGAAGAACACAGUAGUCCAGAGAUAAAUGAUCUCCGAUGUUUAUAUAAUUCUGAUAAUUGUACGGAAAGGCCUUCAGGAGCCAGCGGUUGCGUCGAAAAUGAAGAGUUAAGCGUGAUAGUGGAACAGGAAACGUCAAAAACGAACAAAUCACGUAUAAAAAAUUCUGAUGCACGUUACAUUGACCAAGAGCUUUGUGAGGACGAAAUAAUAGCAGCACCUUGUUCUCCCUUUAGGUCUAGAGCGCCAUCUAUUGAAUUGCCUAAGCUUGCUAGCACCGAAGAUGCAAGUGAAGAUAAAUCUAAUGGUGACUCUGUACCAAAGCCAGAUAUCAUGAGAAGGAAACGAAGUAUCCUACGUUCUACUGACGUAUCCAAAUAUAUUAGUGAAAAUACGUCCACUGGUUAUCCCACUUCAUUGAGUCAUGCUGCUUCAGAAUUAUCAGUUAAUUCGGAAGUUGAUUCACAAAAUAGUAUACUAGAACCUCUUAUGUGUUCUACUCCGAAAGUUGAUAUCUCGGAUAAGGGGAUAAAACGAAAGCAAACUUCGAAGAUAUCUUCAUCGGCAGUAAAGAAAAGCAAGACAGCUCAAACAAGCUUUUCUGACCAUGAUGAAAAUGGUUUUAUUUGGAAUAACUUUUUUGUUGGCAAACCUAUUGUAUACAAUUUGUGUAGGUGUAAUGAUCACGUGUGUUCUUAAUUAAUAUUUGAUAUCGAUCAUCAUAAUAGAUUUUUAAUGCGUAUAGAUUACGCUUAGAUUACGUAUGACAUGAUAUAAAUCGUGUGUGCCAUAAAUCUUUUAUUAAUAAGUAUAUCCAUAUGAUAUAUGCUUUUGUCUUCUUUUAAAAAUGUUUAUUACAUUUAAAAUUUUAAUCAUACUUUAAUUAUAGGUAUACAAAUUUGUGUAAUAAUACGUAAUUAUAAUAAACCAUAUCACCCAUACCUACAUCCAAUUUUUAUUAUUAAACAAUAAAGUGUUUGUUUAUAUGCC
This is a messenger RNA of Colias croceus (clouded yellow), 1359 nucleotides long. RefSeq lists its product as uncharacterized. Lineage: Eukaryota; Metazoa; Arthropoda; Insecta; Lepidoptera; Pieridae. The transcript is spliced from 3 exons. Bases 64 to 1068 code for a protein of 334 amino acids. The record is from RefSeq and is a predicted model, not a curated record.